GGGAUGAGUGCGAACUUUCGGAAAGCGUACUAUUCAUCACUUGGUGUACAGGUUGUUGAAGUCAAGCCAUCACUUGAAAAUGCCCUUCAAGGGGAUAUCCUUGAUGUCGAGCGCUUAAAUAAAUUAUGCCUUUGGGUCCGCAUACCUCAUGCAUAUCGACCUCUGGUGUGGAAGGUUAUUUUAGGCACCCUUCCCUUGUCUAAAGAUGUCUGGCCAUUUGUUGAAGAGCAAAGAGCGGAACAGUAUCGAGACCUGAAGGAAUGUGUCAAAUAUCUGGGUGGACGUGACAAAGAGUCAACACCAAAUGUCAUGGUUGGCAUGCUGCUAGUGCAAUCCGAUACCCGACCACCGCAUAAGCUUGCCGAGGGGUUUUCUGCGUCCUCCUUCGGUAAUUCGUCUCACCUAAAUGGCAUUGCAAAUACCAUGUUAGAAAUCUGUGAUGGCAAUGAAAUUGAUGCUUUCUGGUUGUUUGAUGGCUUCGUUCGGAGAUUUCACAUUAGCGUCCUGGAAGAUAUUAAUGAGAAGGAUGGACAUGAGGAGGAAAGGAUCCGGACUGAAAUCAGUGUCCUCACAAACCUGCUAAGAACUCAAAAUGAACGGCUCCUUGAUCACAUUCUUUCAUUCGGAUCGGGGCUUGACCAUUACUGUCACAGCUGGUUUCGAACGUACUUUACAAGUGUGCUCCCGCCAGAUUGUCUAGAGGGAAUAUGGGAUAUUCUAUUAGGGGGUGCCCCCGCUAUUCUUCCCUACCUUGGUUUAAGUCUGCUAUUGGCCUGCAAACGUAAAAUUGAGACCACGCGGAGCAGUACCGAAUUGAUGAAACUUCUGCAGCAGCUUGACCGAUAUGUAGAUAUGGAUGCGGUAGCCAGUACUGCGAUUGACUUGUGGGAACGGCCUAUAUUGGAAGGAAUGUCUAAGGAGACAAGGAAGGCACUUGGAUACAACUUUUGAGGGAACAAAUGCAAUGUUUAGGCAGACGAGCAGUGAUGAAGCGGUAGUCAUAGUGAGCGCUGUUUAGUUUCAGACUUCAUCCAUUUUGCCCGCGGACGUGCAAAAGCUGACGGUAUUGACCUUGCGACCCGCGCACAAAUCAAAAGCCGUCUAAUAGCGCACUGUUCCCGCCUACUACCAUACCCCGGCCAAAAUCAUCACCAUCGCUUUCGUCUUCGCUCUCGCUAUCACUCCACGCGUCAUUCACAUCAACGAUGGCCCCGCGCCUUCCGGCCCCGGCAUAUUUCUGAUAUCCCAUUCCUACUGCGUCAUCUUCCACUGUGUACAUAUUAACACUUGAUGCUGAUGCGGUUGACUGGGCAAUACGAUGUAACCAUUCAGAAUUGUGAUAAUGAAAUUUUUGAUGUCGAAUUUUUGACAGAUACUCGGUGUUAGUUUCCUAUGCAUUUGAUAUGUGGGCCAAGGGUUACAGUUACAUCGCAACAUGAAACAAGGACUGGGCUUACGCAGAUGAGAUCCAAA
Molecule: messenger RNA, 1473 nt
Organism: Spizellomyces punctatus DAOM BR117
Lineage: Eukaryota; Fungi; Chytridiomycota; Chytridiomycetes; Spizellomycetales; Spizellomycetaceae
Exons: 9
Coding region: 4-951 (315 amino acids)
Biological process (GO): activation of GTPase activity; negative regulation of TOR signaling
Molecular function (GO): GTPase activator activity
Source: RefSeq, a predicted model, not a curated record